Molecule: messenger RNA, 495 nt
Organism: Prunus persica (peach)
Lineage: Eukaryota; Viridiplantae; Streptophyta; Magnoliopsida; Rosales; Rosaceae
Exons: 1
Coding region: 1-495 (164 amino acids)
Source: RefSeq, a predicted model, not a curated record
AUGCUCACAUAUAGAUGCUCGGCAUACUCCACCGAUGAGUACUAUAGAUUGGGUGAAUUUACAGCCCUUGAAUGUUUGCAAAAGUUUUGUUUCGUUAUUGAAGCCAGGUAUGGCCAGUGGUACCUCCGUUCCCCAAAUCCGGCCGACCUAUACAGGCUCUUGCAUAAGGUUAGUCGUAGAGGAUUCCCAGGCAUGUUAGGCAGUCUUGACUGCAUGCAUUGGGAAUGGAAGAACUGCCUUACUGCUUGGGUAUGCCAGUUUACCAGCUACAAGCAUAAGCCAACUGUCGUUCUAGAGGUAGUGGCCUCGUAUGACACUUGGAUAUGGCAUGCAUUUUUUGGAGCCACCGGAUUGAACAACGAUAUCAACGUCGUAGCUUGUUCCCCUUUGAUCAAUGAUGUAGUCAAUGGAGUGUCUCCUCAUAUCCAAUAUGUUGUCAAUGGAAAUGAAUACAAUCUGGGUUAUUACUUGGCUGAUGGUAUCUACCCUCGUUAG